GUUUGUAUUGUUGUAUAAAAAACACACACUAUUUGUAAACACAUUGUGUUUAUUAUUGUCAUUACAUUCAAACACAAAACAAACACUCAGUAGUGGUCGACAAUCACCGCAACUGAUCCCACAAUAGUCUGGACAACAACAACAACAACAACAACAACAACAACAACAACAACAAUGGAGACCCUAUUGGAACAACAGAGACGAUAUCAUGAAGAAAGAGAGCGAAUCGAAGACUCGAUGGUCAAAGAACAGAUGGCCAAAAAAAGUUCGAAUAGGGAUCAAAUCAAUUCCGAUCAUCGAUUGAAGAUACUUCUCGACCGAUACGUCGAGUGUAGCGAAAAUCUGCUUGAAUUGUAUGAAGACGGCGACGGUAGCCGAAAGUCCGAGUUGGAGGCCAUGUCCGGACCCAAUGAAUUUUCUGAAUUUUAUUUGCGUCUAAAAAAUAUCAAAGAGUUUUACCGAAAACAUCCGAAUGAGAUCAGUAUACCGAUGUCCGUAGAGUUUGACGAGUUUUUGAAAUUAAGAGAAAAUCCCAAUGAAAUCAAUUUAGUCGACUUUACCGACGAAGAAGGUUACGGAAAGUUUCUGGAUUUGAACCAAUGUUUCGAAAAGUAUAUCAAUCUGAAGGGCAUUGUCGACAAAAUCGAUUAUUUAACUUAUUUGUCAUGUUUUGAUCAAUUGUUUGAUAUACCGAAAGAUAAGAAACUGAAUGCCGAUUACGGCCACUAUUUGGAGGCAUUGCUCGACUAUUUGCAGGACUAUUGUGGACGAGUUAAGCCAUUGUUGCCGCUUCCGGAGAUUAUGGACAAAGUUGUGGCCGAUUUUGAGCGCCAAUGGGAAGUCGGAACCUUUCAGGGAUGGCCGAAAGAGGCCGGCAGUGUACUGACCAAAGCGGGCGCCCAUUUAGAUCUAUCGGCAUUCAAUUCGGUCGAAGAGUUGGCUUCACUCGGUUUGGAUCGCCUAAAGUCAGGACUGGUAGCACUGGGCUUGAAGUGCGGCGGAACUCUCGAUGAACGGGCCAAUCGUUUAUGGCAAACAAAAGGUAAAUCUGUGGACGAAAUUGAUCCGUCAUUGUUUGCUAAGUCAUCGAAGAAGAAUAAGUCGGGCGGCGGCGGCGGUGGCGGCGGUAAAAGUAAAGAUAUUGGCCGACAAAAAGAGUUGGCACUAUUGGAAGCACAGGUUUAUCGAUUGUCGGAGAUAUUGUCGGAACAGAGACAGGCAACCAAAGAGAAUGUCCAGAGAAAACAGGCCCGAACUGCUGGCGAACGACAGGAAUCAGAUGAAGAGGUAUCCGAAUCGGAAUCAGAUGACGAACAGGAAACGGAUGUUGUGUAUAAUCCGAAAAAUUUGCCGCUCGGCUGGGAUGGUAAACCCAUACCGUAUUGGUUAUAUAAAUUGCACGGUUUGAAUAUUACGUAUACGUGCGAAAUCUGUGGUAACGCUACCUAUAAGGGACCGAAAGCAUUUCAGCGACAUUUUGCUGAGUGGCGACACGCGCACGGUAUGCGCUGUCUGGGUAUACCCAAUACGGCACACUUUGCCAACGUUACGUCCAUCGAGGAUGCGCUGGCAUUGUGGCAGAAACUGAAAGAUGAAAAACAUAAGGAAAAGUUUCAGGCGGCCAAUGAAGAAGAAUAUGAAGACUCGAAAGGCAAUGUCGUCAACAAGAAGACCUACGAAGAUCUUAAGCGCCAGGGAUUGCUAUAGUUGUUGUCUAUCAGUACUAUCACUAUCAUCUGAUCCAUUAGAUUAGCAUCAAUAAGAUAUACCGUAAUUGAAAUCAAUAAUUGAUGGUUUCAUUUAUAUAAAUCAAUAUAUUAUCACUUUAUUUGUUUGU
Oppia nitens is the source of this 1837-nucleotide messenger RNA. RefSeq names its product splicing factor 3A subunit 3-like (gene noi). Bases 175 to 1707 code for a protein of 510 amino acids. Lineage: Eukaryota; Metazoa; Arthropoda; Arachnida; Sarcoptiformes; Oppiidae. Gene Ontology annotation, cellular component: spliceosomal complex; nucleus. The transcript has 5 exons. Gene Ontology annotation, molecular function: RNA binding; zinc ion binding. The record is from RefSeq and is a predicted model, not a curated record. Gene Ontology annotation, biological process: mRNA splicing, via spliceosome.